AUGAGUUUAGAAAGUUUGGAUGUAAAUUUGGAGGACCUCGACAACCUCUAUUUCUCACCGCCGGAGACACCUGCCCGGCGCGAACAAGCACCAUCGCCAGUUCGCGAUGCUAACAUACACCCAGUUUUAGAGUUGCUCGAGGAACUCGCCGGCGAUAUCGGAUUUGAAACCAAAAACAUACUUGAUAAUCUUGAAACCACAAAAACCCAUAGAAGCGUCACAAUAGAAAAUAAACGUGAAAUCAAGACCUCAGCUAAAAAUAUUGCAUCCAUCUUUGACAGUUACGCAAAUCAGAUGCGCACACAAAUUCGUAACAUUCUGUUACAAACACCCACCCCUACAGAUCGGUCGUCGAAGGGAGUUCAAACCGACCCUGACGACAAUCUGCAGGGGGAAGCAAGCAACAUCGUGGCCACCGUCCAGGCGGAACUUGACCAGAUUCGGGAGGAGCAAAGAGCCCUCAGCGAACUGGUCAAGACAGCAAUCUCCGAAAAGGAGUCGGGCUGCACUGAGGAGUCCAGACGCCCCACUUACAGCGAGCAGCUCCGAAAACCAUCGACUACUAAGCCCAAAAACAACCCCGCACUUGUUGCGACGGUUGAAUCCGCCAAAUCAACGACUGAGGCAUUGGGCACCUUCAGGCAACAAAUAUCGUUCAAAAACCAAAAUUUUGCACCAACUAAAUUAAAACCUCUCACUGCCACAAAAAUCCGUAUCGAGUUUGAAAAUAAACAGCCGCGUGACGAAACACUGCUCAGGCUUAACAACACCACCAUCAAAGCUGAGCCUGCCAGGACCCUCUCGCCGAUGGUCAUUCUGAAGGGUAUUUACAAGGAUACCCUGAAGGAUGAACUUGUCGGAAUAAUAUCCUCUCAGAACCCAUCGGUGAGAGCAACCCUGAACGACGAAAACAGGCUUGAGCUGUGUUUCGUCACAAAUAACCGCAACCCCAACCUUUACAACGCGGUCUUCAAGUGCCCACCCGAAACAUGUAAUGCUGUUAUAUUCCGAAAAAUAUACUUGAAGAAGCCUGGGAAAGAAUCCUACACCACCCCAAAGUCCUACCGGCCUAUCGGGUUGCUGCCGGUACUGGGGAAGAUUUUUGAGAAAAUGUUGGUGGCCCGCCUCAGAUAUCACCUCUUGCCAAGAACCAGCGAGCGCCAAUACGGAUUUGUCCCACAAAAGAGCACCGAAGACUCCCUCUAUACCCUAAUAAAUUACAUAAGGAAAAAAUUGGACAAAAAGAAAAUAGUGACACUGGUGUCUCUAGAUAUAGAGGGGGCCUUCGACAGUGCCUGGUGGCCUGCGAUCCGUGUCAGGCUUGCUGAAGAACAGGUACCGGUGAAUCUGAGAAGGGUCUUCGAUAGCUACCUCAAGGAUAGGACAGUGGGAGUAAGGUAUGCGGGGGAAGAACAUAAUAGGGAAACCAGCAAGGGAUGCGUACAGGGAUCAAUAGGGGGGCCCAUUUUAUGGAACCUCCUUUUGGAUCCUCUGCUAAAACAGCUUGACGAGAAACGGGUGUACUGUCAGGCAUUUGCAGACGACGUGGUCAUGGUGUUCGAGGGGGAGACGGCACUGGAGAUCGAGAACAAGGCAAAUGCCGCGCUCAGCCAUGCGUUGGCUUGGGGCGUCGAAAAUAAGCUUAAGUUUGCACCCUUAAAAACAUGCGCCAUGGUGAUAACCAGAAGGCUGGUUUAUGACGAACCACGCCUUAGUAUGGGAGGGGUGGGCAUCGCGAUGUCCAGGGAUGUCAAAAUUCUCGGCCUCACCAUCGAUGACAAACUAACUUUCAAUAAACACGUCGCAAGCAUCUGCAGUAAAGCACUCAAUAGAUAUAAGAUGCUGGCCAGAACCGCCCGUGUAGGAUGGGGCUUACACCCGGAAAUUAUUAGGCUAAUAUAUACAGCAGCAAUUGAACCAACUAUCAUGUACGCAGCAAGUGCAUGGGCUCCUGCCGUGAAAAAGCUGGGAGUCAUAAAGCAGUUAAAAGCGGUUCAAAGGGGUUUUGCACAAAAGUUGUGUAAAGCAUACCGUACAGUCUCUCUGAAUUCAGCGCUACUGUUAUCCGGAUUGCUCCCCCUAGACCUCCGAGUCCGUGAGAUGGCUUCAUUAUAUGAAACCAAGAAGGGAGCCCGUGCUCCAGUGGCGCUGGAGGACAGAGAGAUCGAAGCUAUGACACCAGCCGUAAAAGCACCACAUCCGGCAGAACGGGAAGAAAUUACCUUCGAACGUAUAUGCGGUGAGGAGCAGUACCAAGAUUGUGAAAAGCUGCAAAUGCGGAUAUACACGGACGGCAGCAGGAUUGAUGGUAAGGUAGGCGCGGCGCUAUCCAUAUGGAAGGACGCCAGCGAGACCAAAGCCAUCAAACUUGCACUGUCCAGCUACUGCACAGUAUAUCAGGCCGAACUCCUGGCCUUAAAUCGCGCGACAAAAGAAGCAGAAAGGGCUACUGCUGCUACCCAAAUCGGAAUCUUCAGCGACUCAAUGGCGGCAUUGCAGGCCACUGUUAACCCGAACUCUCGACAUCCCCUGGCAGUCGAAAGCAGGGAGAUGAUAAAGCGCUGUAAAGACCAAAAUAAAAAUCUCUCCCUCUUUUGGAUCAAGGCACACGCUGGACUGCCGGGAAAUGAGAGAGCGGACGAGUUGGCGAAAGCGGCUGCUCUGAAGUUAAAGAAAAGUCCCGACUACAGUAUGUGCCCCAUAUCUUUCGUGAAACGAAACCUGCGGAUACAGACCAUGAGUGAAUGGAACCAACGGUACGUGACGGGAGAAACGGCCUCGGUGACAAAAACGUUCUUCCCUGACGCGCUGGCGGCGUACAGGGUAGUAAAGAAAAUGAAGGUUGAGGCUGAAACCACCCAGCUUAUGACAGGGCACGGCGGGUUCUCCUCAUACUUGUACCAAUACAAGUGUAAGGAUAACCCAUCGUGUACCUGCGACCCAGAAGUCGAGGAGACAGUGUUGCACUUGCAUGACACCAACCACACCGCCGUAAGUCAAACCUGCCCCAGACUCAUCGCAGCGAAAUCCAACAUCGAGAGUAGAAUCUCCUAUGAUUAA
Cydia pomonella (codling moth) is the source of this 3060-nucleotide messenger RNA. RefSeq lists its product as uncharacterized. Bases 1 to 3060 code for a protein of 1019 amino acids. The transcript has 3 exons. The record is from RefSeq and is a predicted model, not a curated record. Gene Ontology annotation, molecular function: RNA-DNA hybrid ribonuclease activity; nucleic acid binding. Lineage: Eukaryota; Metazoa; Arthropoda; Insecta; Lepidoptera; Tortricidae.